Molecule: messenger RNA, 1481 nt
Organism: Pyricularia oryzae 70-15
Lineage: Eukaryota; Fungi; Ascomycota; Sordariomycetes; Magnaporthales; Pyriculariaceae
Exons: 3
Coding region: 110-1084 (324 amino acids)
Biological process (GO): nucleotide metabolic process
Molecular function (GO): ATP:ADP adenylyltransferase activity; ATP binding
Source: RefSeq, a predicted model, not a curated record
UCUGAACACAUUACAUCACUGUAGCUGCAGCGAGGACCAACGUCCGCUUCAUCACAGCCACUCACUCGCAACAUAUAAUCAACGGAGAAAAAAACGUUCAUAGUUCACCAUGGGAAGGAUACGAGCUCCUAACAACCUACCAGAGCUGGUCAGGUCUACGUUCGCCCGCGCAAAGGCCAGCGGCGACGUCAAUUUUUACCCCACGCAAGCUGCUGUGCUGCACGUGAAUUCGAUACCGUUCCAACUACGCUUCUCGCCCUCGCUGGCAAACAAGCCAAAACCACCAAAGCCCACCAACCCAGACGGCGGCGGCGGCGGCAGCACAAAACCAUUCGACCCCUUUGCCGACCCGCCCGCCGCCCUCGUGGUGUCCAAGCUGGAACCUCCAGCGCACUACCUCGUGCUGAACAAGUUCGCCAUCGUCCCGGAGCACUUCAUCCUCGCCACGACGGCCUUUGCCGCGCAGACGGACCUGCUCGACGCCGCCGACCUGGCCGCCGCGCGCGCCUGCGUCGACGCCUACGGCGAGGCCGACGGCGGGCUUUUUGUGUUUUUCAACUGCGGCGAGCACAGCGGCGCCAGCCAGGCCCACCGCCACCUGCAGCUCCUCCCCGUCGCGAGGAUGAGGGAUGGCCUGCCGCCCGACGGCGGGUGGGAGGUGCUGGCGGCGCGGCUGGGCGCGGAUCCUGGUGCGCUGGACCAGGUGCCCUUCCCGUGCUUGGUGGAGAGGUUGCAUGCCGCGAGGUGUGGUGCCGAGGCGGAUCCGGAUGGCAGGGUGCUGAGGGAGGCGUACCUGGCGCUGUACCGCCGGGCGUGUGGCGCGAUGGGGGUGGAAGGGGUGGAGGGGCAGAUGGAGGGGGAGGCUAGGAUCAGCUAUAACCUCGCCAUGACCCGAGAUGUCAUGGUGCUGUGUCCGAGGAGGGCCGAGGGUGCGGCGUUGGUGGCGGGCAGCGGAGAUGAGGUGGGCAAGCUGGCGCUCAACGGGACGGUGCUGGCUGGGACGGCGUUGGUUAAGAGCGAGGCUGAGUGGGAUGCGCUCAGGGGUGAUCCGGAGCAGCUGGGGAGGGUCUUGGCGAGGAUAUGAAGGGGAUAUGGGAUCUUUGGUUAAGGUAUUUGGUGGUUUACUUUACAAUCUGUCCCCCUCUUGGUGGUCUUGCUUACUAAUAUGUUGGAUGGUCUGCUACAUUACGGGUUUCCUUCAUAUUCACGUGGUGGCCAUCUCCAUUGCCAGCUCUGUAGACUCAGCUUCAGCUGUUCUAUUGAAUUGCGAAGAACCUUUCACUUGUUGCCAUGGCUAUUAUUUCUGGCAGAUUAGGUGCGCAAGUCAAGAGAGAAAAAGAAAACAAUCCGUACACCGACUCCGGCAUGCAAAAACUUGGUGAGACCGAAAUAACUGAGGCAAAAACAAACCGAAAGGAUUCCAAACGCCUAACAAACUUCUUGACCCCUUAAAUCCAUUGAACAACCGUAAAACAAAACUC